UACAUUACAUUUACAUUUAUUCACUUAGCAGACGCUUUUAUCCAAAGCGACUUACAAAUGAGAAAGAUACAAGCAAAGCAACAUAUCAAGCAGAGAACAAUACAAGUAGUGCUACUGUACAAGAUCCAUUAAUUGAAUUCCAGAAGAAGCAAAGUGCAGAGUAGAGGUGUAAGUGCAUUUAAAAAAAAAUAAUAAAAUUUUAUGGGUUGGUUAGGUGUUGAUGGAAGAGGUGGGUCUUUAGCUGUUUUUUGAAGAUGGUGAGAGAUUCUGCGGUCCGGACUGAGGUUGGAAGUUCAUUCCACCACUGAGGAACAGUUAGUGUGAAGGUUCUGGAAAGGGACCUUGCGCCACGCUGAGUAGGAACUACUAGGCGUCGGUCGCUAAUUGAUCGCAGAUUGCGAGAGGGAACGUAGGCCUUCAGGAGAGAGUUGAGGUAGGGGGCGCUGUUCCUGACAAGGUCUUGUAGGUGAGCAUCAAGGCCUUGAAUUUGAUGCGGGCGGCUACAGGAAGCCAGUGGAGGAAAUGAAGAGGGGUGUGACGUGGGUUCUCUUGGGCUGGUUGAAGAUGAGGCGCGCUGCAGCAUUCUGAAUCAUCUGAAGGGGUUUGAUGGAGCUGCUGGGAGGCCUGAAAGCAGUGAGUUGCAGUAGUCCAGUUGAGAGAUAACAAGAGCCUGGACUAGUAGCUGUGUAGCCUGUUCGGUGAGGUAUAAAUACCCCAUGUACAACCGAAGAAGGACAUUUAGAAGACUAUCUGCCCACACAAACACACCAAGGACUAGGAUACGCUGCUUCAUCUUGAACCCACAACAGGAGAGGAACUGGACCUACAACAAAUCCAGCUAUGUUGCAGGCACUUCUGAUUUGGGCCGUGUUUGCCACAAGUCUCCCUCCUCCAACCAGCCAGAGUUGCUUCAAGGCGAAGGAAACUCAGUGUCGCAAUGUGGACUUUGCUCCCGGAUCUCACCUGGCAGGAGAAGGUUUUGACAUCACCACCAUGCAACGGAAAGGGGCCUUUGUCCUUGACAUGAGCUCCUGGCUCCAGAAGGACAAGUCCUGCACUCUGUGUAAAAACCGCUACAUGGGAGACCAAAAGCAGAAGCUCCCAAUUUCUGUAGUGGACUGGAGACCAAGUCAGAAGUGCAGUAUGAAAGUUUCCGGCAUGGUCUACCAGUCCAGCGAGUCCCUGGUCAGCGCCAGCACCUCCUCUAUCGAGAACAACUGGAAGUUAGGCUUGCAAAUAACCAUUCCAAAAGUCCAGGGAUCACUGAUACUGGCAGGCAGUAACUCCAAGCUGGCUGAGUAUUCAAUGGAGAAAACUAAAAAAGACAAGUUCAGCUUCACCAGCCAUGAUGUCUCAUGUGGAUACUACAGUUACAGGGUUUCCAGCCGUCCAGUCCUGCACCCAGAGCUAAAGGAUGAAUUCAGAAGCCUCCCUGCAGCAUAUGAUAAUCAUUCAAAGCACCUCUAUUACAAGCUGAUUGACAAGUUUGGUACUCAUUACAUCACAAAGGUGACUCUGGGUGGAGAGGUUCGCUCUGUGACCAGCAUCAAGGAGUGCGAGGCGUCCCUGCAGGGUCUGAGCGUGGAUGAGGUGAAGAUGUGUCUGGACGUGGAGGCUUCUGUCAGUAUGGGAACAGCUGCAAAUCUGCAGACUGAAUCUCAUCACUGCAAGCAGGCCAAGGACAAGACUCUGAAUAAAAAGAGUUUUGCUAGCAGCUUCAGUGACAGGGAAACUAACAUUAUUGGUGGACAUACUCAAAAUGUGGACCUUCUAUUCUCGUCAAAUAACGACCCAAAGGCCUAUAAGGAGUGGGUCUCAUCUCUGCCCACUCACCCAGAUGUGCUUUCCUACUCGCUUGAGCCCCUUCACGAGUUGCUGCCGACUAAGAAGCCGAACCGAGAGCAUCUGCGUAAUGCCAUCAAGGACUACAUACUCCAGAGAGGCCUGUGGAAAAAUUGCACGAGCCAAUGCAAAACCGGAGUGAAGACUGAUCCUAAGGAGCCAUGCACCUGCAGCUGCCACAACAACCCGGGUGUGGCCCUCAACUGCUGCCCCACACAGAAAGGAUUCGCUCAGAUCACUGUAACUGCAAUCAAAGCCACAGGUUUAUGGGGAGAUUACUUCAAACAGACAGAUGGCUAUGUCAAGCUCCUCCGAAAUGGUAAGAACUUCCUCGGCCAGACCUCCGUGAUCUGGAACCAAAACUGGCCAACAUGGAACUGGGAUUUCAAUCUAGGAACUGAGGACCUGACUCAGUUCAGCAGUGUGAAGUUGGAGGUGUGGGACAGGGACAGUGGCUGGGAUGACGACCUUCUCGGGGCAUGCACUGUUAAAUUGAAAUCUGGAGUGGAAGAGAACUUCUGUGCCCUCAAUCACGGAACGCUGUAUUAUAAAGUGCAGGUGAAAUGCGUUCCCGGUUUGUCUGGUACUUCGUGCUUGGAGUAUAAGCCCUCUCCCAUGGAAGCAGAGCUGCAGAAAGUGUACGUCUCCCGGCACGCUCGCCUGAUUCCCAGAGGCAUGCUGCUGCAGAUGGGAGUGCUCCUCGAUGAGCGCCUUCCCCGCUUCAACCAGAGCAACAUUCGCAAAGCUACAGGUUUUGAAUUGUAGUCCAAUUGUGUAGUUUGUGAACCUAUCGCAAAUUCAUGCCAGCUAUUAAAAUAUUUCAAGUAGAAUAAAUGCACAUUGGAUUGGCACAUUAUAACUAAAUCUUUCCUGCUCAUUUCUGCUGCCUUUUGCCCUUUUUAAAAGCUUAAUAAAAAUGCUCAUGAAACAACCCUUUUGAUGAAAUAUUCUUGAAAAAAAGUAAUA
Molecule: messenger RNA, 2808 nt
Organism: Ictalurus furcatus (blue catfish)
Lineage: Eukaryota; Metazoa; Chordata; Actinopteri; Siluriformes; Ictaluridae
Product: perforin-1-like
Exons: 7
Coding region: 841-2607 (588 amino acids)
Biological process (GO): immune response
Cellular component (GO): membrane attack complex
Source: RefSeq, a predicted model, not a curated record